Molecule: messenger RNA, 2667 nt
Organism: Otolemur garnettii (small-eared galago)
Lineage: Eukaryota; Metazoa; Chordata; Mammalia; Primates; Galagidae
Gene: MINDY1
Product: MINDY lysine 48 deubiquitinase 1
Exons: 10
Coding region: 814-2220 (468 amino acids)
Biological process (GO): protein K48-linked deubiquitination
Cellular component (GO): cytosol; cell periphery
Molecular function (GO): cysteine-type deubiquitinase activity; cysteine-type carboxypeptidase activity; K48-linked deubiquitinase activity
Source: RefSeq, a predicted model, not a curated record
CUCCCUCUCUGCUGAUCACCGAGCUGCUGACCAAGCCAGAAAGCCCUGAUGGAAAUCCACCAGUGCUGAGCAGGCCCCUCCUCCUGCAGGAAGCUUGUCCUUGACUAAUUUUGCUUCAUCUCGAUGGGAAAAAGAGAGAGAAAAAAGAAAAACCACAAACUUCCUUUGAAAGCAAGCUCCUAAUCAGGGCCUGUACUCAGGGACUCAAGGAUCCUGAAGACACUCUGAGAGACUGGGAGCACGCUGUCUGCCCUCCCAUCCUCCAAUGACCCCAACACUGGGCUGAGUCCGGAAGUGGUCACAACACCCAGCCAGGAGUGCCAUUGGUAAACCUGUGUAAACCUGUCUAAGCCUUGGUGUGGACAGCUGGCAGCUCCCGUCGUUGUACCCACCUUCCUUACCCGAUUGCCAGAGCUGAACCAUUCUUCUCCAUCCUGGAACAGCACUUACUUCUUUAAGGGAGGCUGAGUCUACCCAUGUCUUCAGUUCCACCAGAGUCAUCCCUCCCAAGCCCGGAAGCAUCUGGCCCUUGUUGGUCUUAUGUGGUCACAGCAAGUUAAAAGUGGAAAGAGCUCAGCUGGGGAUCCUGGGACUAUUCUGUUUACACAAGCUGAGAAAGACAUGUACUACCCAUAGCCAGAGUGACUGCACAGACUGUAUUCCCUCUCUAAGACUUUUUGGGUUUGUCUUCUCUCCAGCCCAGUGAUUUUCUUCUUAUUGGACAAACCCUUCCUUUGAAUAUCAAGCCUGGCUUAGGCAAGUACCUGAAGUUAGUAAAUACCUUCCAUGCCCCUUGGUUGACUCACUCUGACCAUGGACCCCCUUCAGCCUGAGCACCUGGCCCCUGGUGAGGCCAGGACUGCAGAAGCAGUCACUCUUGAAAACCAUGAGGUCCUGUCAGGACCAGGUGAGCACCCUCAGGACACGGAGGCAAGAACUGCGAAUGGAACAGCUGGGGAACAGGGGCCAGUAGACCAAGCUGUGCUGUCUGCUCAGGGUGAGGGUAACAUUGAGUCCCCUCCACCUGAAGCUACCUCAAGUCUACCAGGUCCAGCCCAUGGGAGAUUGCCUGAGGUGGAGACAGCACAUAUGUGCUCUAUAUCCCAGGGGCUUCCUCAGUCCCCCAGGACCCGACAGCCUGAGCUAGACUUCUAUUGCGUCAAGUGGAUCCCCUGGAAGGGGGAACGAACACCCAUCAUCACCCAAAGCACUAACGGCCCUUGCCCUCUCCUUGCCAUCAUGAACAUACUCUUUCUUCAGUGGAAGGUGAAGCUGCCCCCCCAGAAGGAAGUGAUCACAUCGGAUGAGCUCAUGGCCCAUCUUGGAAACUGCCUCCUGUCUAUCAAGCCUCAGGAAAAGUCAGAGGGACUUCAGCUGAAUUUUCAGCAGAAUGUGGAUGAUGCAAUGACAGUACUGCCUAAAUUGGCCACUGGUCUAGACGUCAACGUGCGGUUCACGGGUGUCUCUGAUUUUGAGUACACGCCUGAGUGCAGCGUCUUUGACCUGCUGGGCAUACCUCUGUACCACGGCUGGCUUGUUGACCCACAGAGUCCUGAGGCUGUGUGUGCAGUUGGGAGACUCAGUUACAACCAGCUGGUAGAGAAGAUCAUCACCUGCAAACACUCCAGUGAUACCAACCUCGUGACAGAAGGUCUGAUUGCAGAGCAGUUCCUGGAGACCACUGCAGCCCAGUUGACUUACCACGGACUGUGUGAGCUGACAGCCACUGCCAAGGAGGGGGAACUUAGCGUCUUUUUCCGAAACAACCACUUUAGCACCAUGACUAAGCACAAGAGUCACUUGUACCUACUGGUCACAGAUCAGGGCUUUCUACAGGAAGAGCAAGUAGUGUGGGAGAGCCUAAACAAUGUGGAUGGAGACAGCUGCUUCUGUGACUCUGAUUUUCACCUAAGUCACUCCCUGGGCAAGGGUCCUGGAGCAGAAGGUGGGAGUGGCUCCCCAGAAAAACAGUUACAGGUAGACCAGGACUACCUGAUUGCUUUGUCCCUGCAGCAACAUCAGCAGCCACAAAGCACAUUGGGUCUUAGCGACUUGGAGCUGGCCCAGCAUCUUCAGCAAGAGGAGUAUCAGCAGCAGCACUCAGUCCAGCCCUUGCAAACAUGGGCCCCAUUGCCGCAGGGCAGAGGAGCCAUGUCUGGACGUCCAGCCCGGGAACGGCAGCCAAGACCCAAGCGUGAGUCAGACUGUGUCUUGCUGUAGCUCUGCCCCGUUGCCAUGCUGAGCUGCCCCUUCUCUCUGAGGCGAUAACUUGUUUGCUCUCUCCCCCACCUCAACCCCUGAGGUGUGUUGGGUGACUUAUUUAUGGACUGUUGGGGACUAGAGCAAGACAGUAAAAGCCAAGAUCAGACUCACUAAGGUGGUUGGACUAUGUCCUGCUGCCUUCUCUUCUUCCCAUCAGGGCAACACUGAGAUUAGUGGGGCGAAGAUUUCUGCUUCCCAGUUCCCUUUCUCAGAACAGUCACAUGAUAUAGAGACUCCGGCUUCAGGGCCAGGUCCCAGUCUGGAAUGCAUUCUCCUUCCCUCCCUCCUAUCCCUGACUGAGGGCUCGGGACUACCCAGCAGGCCUGUCUCCAUUUGUUUCAGGGUUUAAUUUGGGUUUCUAUCUCCAUUAUUUGUAACACCUCUCUAAGUUUGGAAAUAAAACUU